Molecule: messenger RNA, 3132 nt
Organism: Aspergillus heteromorphus CBS 117.55
Lineage: Eukaryota; Fungi; Ascomycota; Eurotiomycetes; Eurotiales; Aspergillaceae
Product: tRNA methyltransferase PPM2
Exons: 6
Coding region: 1-3132 (1043 amino acids)
Biological process (GO): wybutosine biosynthetic process; tRNA methylation
Molecular function (GO): tRNA methyltransferase activity; protein binding
Source: RefSeq, a predicted model, not a curated record
AUGACGGCCACCAAAGACGCCGUUCCCACCCUGGCUCCGGGAAAGAAGCCGGUUAUGGCUGCGACUCCCUCCAAGGCCGAGAAAGAGGCCGAUCUGGUCAUGGGGACCAACAAUAGCAGCAUUGUAUCCAAGCGCAGCGUCGAGAUGCUCUACUACCCCAAGCCUCACUUCUUCCGCUACUUCGUCAAAAAGCCCCAGCGACGGUCGCCCCUGAUCAAUCGCGGAUACUGGAUUCGUAUGCAUGCAAUGGCGGAGACUGUGCGGCAGUUCAUGAGGGAGCCCUCGGGGAAACCCAAGUUCGUCCUGAAUCUGGGAUGUGGAUUUGAUCCUCUACCGUUUAUCCUCCUCAGCGAAGACCGUGCCCUGUGUAGAGAUACGCGUUUCGUCGAUAUCGAUUACGAGAAGCUCAUGCUCAACAAGAAAGCUGCGGUCAAGAGGACCGACGAGAUUACUCAGGUUCUCGGGGAUGUAGAGUUUGGAUCGGACGAGAGUGCUGUCCAGAUUCGCAGUGAGCACUACCUAGGCAUUGGUUGCGAUCUGAAGAACCUCAAGAAGCUGGACGACGUGCUCAGAACGGAGGUCCUCCCGGCGGAGUGCUCGGUGCUUUUCCUUGCCGAGGUUUCUUUGACGUACAUGGAUGUCAAGUCUGCAAAUGCGGUCCUCGAAUGGGCGUCCAAGCUGAACCAGGAUGCCAAGUUCUGUAUCUUGGAGCAGUUCUUCCCCGACGGGCCCGAUCAUCCUUUCGCCUCGACCAUGAUGAAGCACUUCAAAAAGCUCGGAGCGCCGCUAUAUUCCAUCCACGAAUACCCUUCCUUGAACGAGCAAGAACAGCGUUUCAAGAACGCCGGGUGGCAACACGCACAUGCAAGAAAUCUUUGGGAUCUCUGGUCGGAUGACGGAUUCGUGAGCAGUUCGCUGCGGACCUCAUUGGAUGCAGUCGAACCCUUCGAUGAAUGGGAAGAGUUCGCGCUCUUUGCGUCUCAUUACUUCCUUCUUAUCGCUUCUACAACCCAGGAACCACUGACAAGCAGUGCAGAGACGCCAGAGCUGCCAGAAGGGCUGGACGUAUCUGAUCAAUUCAAACUGGCUGCAAAGUACCCUGCUGGAGGAGGCCAGCGGCGGUUCGGGGCUCUUAUUCCUGAUGGCGACAGCUCUCUCGGUUACCACGCUGGACUGGGCCGGCAGACGCGACUUGCCACAACGGACCUUUACACCAGUGAUAAAGAUGUUAUUGCUUCUACCUCGUCGUUCCCUUCACGCGAUGUGCCAGCCCGAAUGUGUCACACCAUAACGUCUCUUGCCUCCGGUGAUUGUUUGCUUGUUGGUGGCCGAGCUUCACCAGCCUCUGCACUCUCCGAUUGCUGGCUAAGACAGGCAAACGAGUGGCGUCCGACGCAAAGCCUCCCGGUUCCGCGCUUCAGACAUAGUGCGACCAGCGUGACCUUGGAGUCCGAUAAUGUCCUUGUCUAUGGAGGCAAGACAAGCGAUGGCACGACGCUCGAUACCUGGCUGUUAUGGAGCAGUAAUGGAGACGGGUGGCAACCGGUUGAGAUGGCUGGAAGCAACCCCAGGGCCCGAUUUGGCGCUUGCCUGGUAAGCAUGGACAAGACCUCAGGUUUCCUCUUUGGUGGCCUUGGAGCCGAUGGCGUCAUGUGUGAAGAUUUCUGGACAUGGACGUUGCACCAGCGAAGCAAUGGGCCGUACUGUCUGGAGUUGCACGACAGGACUGAAAAUCUACGGACAGCUUCACCUCUCUUCGGGUAUCUUAGCCGCUUCGGCGCCACUAUCAGCCGGACUGCAUAUGGGCUAAUCGUUGCUGGUGGCAUCAUCGCGCGGCAAAUAGUGCCGCUGGACAAGGAGAUCAUGCUCCUCGAUCCGACAGAGCUGACCAACUAUCUGACUAGCGGAACUCCAUCGCCGCCUAAUCGUGCCCUGCUGUCAGCCGUGGGCUUGGGGGCGGAAUUUGGUGGGCCCAGACCUUUGCUGGUCGGUCAUGCCUCUUGUGCUGUUGACCCAAACCAGGUUCUGGUGCUGGGUGGUGGCGCAGUUUGUUUCUCCUUCGGAACGUUUUGGACAGAAGGCACUUGGCUCCUGAAACGCGCCGAUGCAAGCGAUGCAAGCGAUGAGAACGAUUGGACGUUGAUCCCUGAAAUUGUGCAGACGCCAAACGUCGAGGCGCCGUCGGCCGAACCGUCCAAUGUGAGCCACCAAACCACCAAAGACAUCACACCGAUUCCUCGCGUGAAGAUCGAAACCGCUGCACAAUUCCAGCAGAUCCUAGCUGAUGGAAAACCAGUGAUAAUUGAGGGAUCCGACAUUGGCCCCUGUACUGAGCUUUGGACGAAAGAGUAUCUCGCGAAUGCCGUUGGCAGGGACCACAAGGUUGUUGUGCACGAGGCCCACUCGGAAAACAUGAGUUUCCAAGCCAAGAACUUUUCCUAUACAACCAAGGAAUUUGGCUCGUUCCUGGACGAGGUGCAUGCGGGUGGCCGUCAAUAUCUCCGAAGCAUCUCCGCUGAGCAGCCAACCAAGCUCCCUGCCAACCUGGCCGUAGAUUUUCCGAAUUUGAAAGACGACUUUCGCCUCCCAGAGCCCCUGUCUCUGGUUGUCGACAAUGCGCAUAGUUCCCCACUGAGGAUCUCAGGCCCCGUCACUUUGUGGCUGCACUACGAUGUGAUGGCGAACGUCCUGUGUCAGAUCCGUGGCGAGAAACGACUGAUUCUCUUCCCACCUGGUGAUGUACAAUACCUCCAGAUCCCUGCUGGGGCGUCGAGCUCUACCGUCAACAUCUUCCAGAACGCCGGGGAUGAUUCAAUUGCCUUGGUUCCACACACGUCGCCAUAUGAAGCAGUUAUGCGUCGUGGCGACAUUUUGUUCAUCCCCCCGUUGUGGUUACACACAGCAUCUCCGACCGGACAAGUCAGCGUUGCCGUGAAUGUUUUCUUUCGCAACUUGUCCAAGGGGUAUGCGGCCGGACGCGACGUCUACGGGAACCGUGAUCUGCAGGCCUAUGAGAAAGCGAGAAGCGAUGUCCAAAAAAUCGCGAAGUCUUUCGAUGGGAUUCCACCUGACAUGGCCCGUUUCUACUUGUUGAGACUUGCAAAGGAGUUGAGGGAUAAAGCCGAAGAAUAG